Molecule: messenger RNA, 1061 nt
Organism: Cajanus cajan (pigeon pea)
Lineage: Eukaryota; Viridiplantae; Streptophyta; Magnoliopsida; Fabales; Fabaceae
Product: phosphatidylinositolglycan-like protein
Biological process (GO): GPI anchor biosynthetic process
Cellular component (GO): glycosylphosphatidylinositol-N-acetylglucosaminyltransferase (GPI-GnT) complex
Source: RefSeq, a predicted model, not a curated record
UUCCAAAGCAGAUCAUAAGGAACCUUUGCCUUAUCACUAUUGGCACCAUGGUGUAAAACUAAAACAUUAGCUUAUGAAGACUGUGGGAGUUAACUCCUGUGAAGAAGUGACAUUGCCUUUAGAAUAAAAUCAUAAAGUGAGCAAGAUGGUCAUAUUCUCAAUAAGUAAUGGCAGAUAUACUUAUGUGCAUGAUCAGAAAUAUCCCUCUGAAGAUGUUGACAUACACCAUAUAGUUUCGAGGAGUGGUAGUGCUAAAUAUGUUUUUGUGUACGCUACAGCACUUCUUGUAUUAGCUUGUGCCUUGUAUCUGUGUGUUCUUAAGGAAACAUCAAUUAGUCUUGUGUAUUACAGCUUGCUUUUUGACAUAUUUCUUGUUAAGUUGUUACUUGGGAAGCCUGUUAAGAAAGAGUCUGUUGUGAUUAUGCCGGCUUUUGGAGUACAGCUUGAGACUCAUUAUGUGAGUGGAAAAAUCAUCCGAUGCUUUGUUCCCAUUGACAAGAUUCUUAAACCUGUUCUAAUAGAAUGUGUGACUCCGGUGACUUGUUAUUGGACUCUGUCAUUGAUUAUUCGUGGGGAAUCAGAAAUGGUGUUAGUUUUCAAGAACUUACGCCCACCCAUGAAAAUGCUGGUCCAUGUCUGGAAGGCCCUGUGUGCUGCGACUGGUAGUAAAGAAGAGACUUUUACACAUGCAGAAUGAACAAUUGACAAUUAUGGUUCAUGUGAUGUUUUGAGCUCCACGAUUUAAUCUCUCAAGUUGAUAGUUUGGGACGCGCGUUAACUAUCAGCGCUUCAAGGCAUCAAAUUUAGAGGCCAAUUGACUCUACUUUCUGAACUGCAAACUAGGUAGCUAAUAGCUAUGUAAAACUAGGGGAGGAAAUUGUAUCAUGACAUAGGACUACUAGGAGUAGGAAAUUUUUUGUAUCAUGACGUAGAGCACAGGUUCAAACAUGAUAGUGGCCAUAGCCUAAGUUGUUGAAGUAUCUAUCAUGCUGGAUUUCACAGAUGUGAUUCAUAAAUUAUUUGAAUUGAUUUUUACACAGUACAAAGUGAAAAUUAAAUGA